AAUUCUUUCCUGCCGUCCCCUUCUGCUUUUGGAUCAAGUUUCCUAGAAGAAGAUGCCUUCCUCAUUGUGCCAAAUCUCUAGAGUCUCCACAUCGCUGCCUGGUUUUCUCACAUUCUUCAUUACUUUUCAUAUUUGCAAGGUGGAAUCAGCCCUGUUUACAGUUGUUGGACCUGAUCAGCCAGUCACUGCCAUUGUGGGGGAAGAGAUCGUACUGCCAUGCCACCUGUCCCCCAACAUGAGCGCUGAGAACAUGGAAGUGAGGUGGUUCCGGUCUGAGUUCACAAAUUAUGUUCAUCUGUACCGCGAUGGGAGAGAUCAGUUUGGAGGAGAGAUGCCAGAAUACAGGACAAGGACAGCGUUUUGGAAAGAUGGCCUCACACAUGGAAAUGUUUCCUUGAGGAUUCUCAAUAUCAGGCCUUCAGAUGAAGGGCAAUACACCUGCUUUGUUAAUGAUGGCAUUGCUGACGAAGAAGCUGUAAUGGGACUGAAGGUAGCAGCUGUAGGCUCUAAUCCUAUCAUCUCUGUGGAGGAUUACCAGCCUGGAGGGAUCCGCGUGACAUGUCGAUCAGCUGAGUGGUACCCAGAGCCCCAGGUGCUGUGGAGAAAUGCCCAGGGGCAUCAAAUACCAUCGCUUUCUGAAAUAAAAUCCCCAAAGGCAAAUGGCCUGUUUGAAACAGAAAUUUCUGUUGUCAUAAAGAGACAUUCAAACCAGAACUUGUCCUGUUGGGUCAGGAACAGCCUCCUCAACCGAGAGAAGGAAUCAGCAAUUUAUAUAUCAGCUCUCUUUUUUCCAAGUGUGAAUCCCUGGAUGGUGGCCCUGAGUGUGAUCCUGGUGGUUGUGCUAAGUUUCAUAAUCCUGAAUGUGUAUCUCUUCAGCAUGAAAGGAAACCUUCAACGAGAACUUGGGUGGAAAAGAGCUGUGAUCUGUCCAGGGCUGGGACAAACUGCACCACCUCUGGAAAAAGAGGACGUGACUCUGGAUCCAGACACGGCUCAUCCCGAGCUUGUCUCUGAGGAUGGGAAAAGUGUGAGAUGGACAGGCGCAUGGCAGGAUCUGCCCAACAAUCCUGAGAGAUUUGACACUUGGUGCUGUGUGCUGGGCCGUGAGGGAUUCACCUCCGGGAGACACUGGUGGGAGGUGGAGGUGGGGGAGGGGAGGUUGUGGGCCGUGGGGGUGGCCAGAGAGUCUGUGAGGAGGAAGGGAGUGAUCAUAUAUAGCACCGAGGAGGGGGUCUGGGCUGUGCUGUGCUGGAUGGGUCACUACGUGGCUCUCACUGCCCCUGAUCCCACGCCCCUGUCCGUGGACUGGGCACCCAGCAGGGUGGGGGUGUAUCUGGACUGCACAUUGGGGCGGGUGUUGUUUCUCGAUGCUGACACCGGGGCCCCGAUCUUCACCUUCCCGCCGGCCUCGUUCGCGGGGGGCAGGAUCCGGCCCUGGUUCCUCGUGGAAGAGGGUGAAAUCAGGCUCAGACGGUGCCAGUGAGAUGGAAAGGAAACGUGCAAGACAGGACCUGCUCGUUGUCCCCUCCGGCCUCAGUCGUGCUCGUGUCUGUGACCCUGGAGGACUCCUCUCGCUGCAGACGAUCAGCUGUGCCGUAUCCGUGGCCCUGGACGCGCAGGCUGGGUUUCUUCAUCCCCCGACCACGGCGAGCAGGACGUGGCUGAGCUGGACGGUUGUUUCUGCCCGUGUGUCAUUUCCUGCAUGACCGAGGGGUCCUCAGGGGCCUGUGGGGUCCAGCACCCAUGGGCGCAGCCGCAGGGCAUCGAGGGAGGGGCGGCGACGAGGAGGCACCAAAACCCGGGGCCGGUUGUGUUGGGAAAUGCAGUUGAACCCAGCCCUGAAGUUCAUUGCAGCGCUUCUUGUGCAGAGCCUCCAGUCCUGGGAGAUGGAGUCGCUGCAGCUGCUUAAAACGUGAUUUCUGCAAAUUCUGGCCCUUUCCCCUCACUCUGAUUAUUAAAAAUCACCCCCAAGUGAUUCAUUGUUCUCAC
Molecule: messenger RNA, 1989 nt
Organism: Alligator mississippiensis (American alligator)
Lineage: Eukaryota; Metazoa; Chordata; Crocodylia; Alligatoridae
Product: butyrophilin subfamily 1 member A1
Exons: 8
Coding region: 53-1483 (476 amino acids)
Molecular function (GO): protein binding
Source: RefSeq, a predicted model, not a curated record